Molecule: messenger RNA, 4424 nt
Organism: Galleria mellonella (greater wax moth)
Lineage: Eukaryota; Metazoa; Arthropoda; Insecta; Lepidoptera; Pyralidae
Product: adhesion G-protein coupled receptor G2-like
Exons: 13
Coding region: 395-3199 (934 amino acids)
Biological process (GO): cell surface receptor signaling pathway; adenylate cyclase-activating G protein-coupled receptor signaling pathway
Cellular component (GO): membrane
Molecular function (GO): G protein-coupled receptor activity
Source: RefSeq, a predicted model, not a curated record
ACUAGUUACAUUUUUAUAUUACCUGUUCGUGUAGUUAGUUACAACUGUUUUAAAAUAUAUCAAAAUGAAAAAUGUAAUUUUCAAAAAUUUUCAUGGAAUUAUAAAGUCAGUACACGUGUGCCAUUGUAGACAUGUAAAAUAAUUUGUAAUUGUUAAAAAAAAAAACUACUAACAAGUGAAGCAAUUUUAUAUAAAAAAAAGUUAAGGAGAUUACAUAUUUUUUUUUAAUUCGACAAAUAAAAUAGUUGCAAAGAGCAAAGGAACAUUUUUGUAAUCAGGCGAAGGCGCACAAUCAAGCUCGCGCUCGCGCUCACAGCCGCUAACGAUUAAGGGUCACGAAUUGAUCCCGAAACUAGUCGAGUUUUUUUGUGUUAAUUACACGUAUUGAUUUCAGAUGUGUUUGUUACGUCACAAUUGUGUAUUGUACCUAUUUAUAAUAUCAACAUGGAUUCAAAUAAAUGCGGUAGAAUCGCCGGGUACAGUGAAAGAGUUUUUGAACACUGCUACUGGAAAUGAAAGCGUUGCUGACGUGUUGUAUGAUGUAUCAACAUUAAAAAGUAACGGAUUAAUUGAUUAUAGAGUUGACAAUGGCAAAGGGAAUAGAUCAUUAAAUGCAGGUUCAAUAGCGAAUAUAUUUACAAACAAUACAAGCAUUACCAAAUCAUCUAUUGACAGAAUAUUAUUCGAUUCAAGUGACCAUACGCCAGAAGAACAUUUGGAGAACAUUUUAAGCGUACUCAAUUAUAUGCUUGCUACUCAAGAUUCUAUAUACAUCGAAGAAGUCGAUGAUCUAUUAACGGAAAUAGACGUACUUCUAAACGAGGUCACCUAUGAGGUAUUUCCUCCUGGCUUUGUAUCUACUCUGGAUACAUUAUCAUCUAGAUUGGUUCUGGAAGGUUCAAGAACGAGUUCGAUAAUUCGAGACAAUUUAGCCAUACUGAUGGUAAAUUCUUCACCCCAAAAUGGAUUUAGGGGGCUGAGAAUCGUCAGUACAGGAUCUAAUACAUUUUCUGAUGAAUCAUUUGAGUAUAUUACUGUUAAGGACCCGAGUCAUCUUACUCCAGACGCAAGUGAUGCUGUGGUGUACUUGCCUGAGAGGUUUCUAGAUGUAACUGGCAGGAUAAGCUUCGUGGUGUUGCGCGAUGAUAGGAAUUACGGUCAAUUCAAUCUUCAGGACGACCGGCCGUUCAUCACUAGCCGAAUUGUCAGCGUCAAUCUACCGGGAGAACAGUCUGAUGAUGACUUAACGAGUUUCUACUUUAAGGAUAUAGUACAUACAGAUGGUAUGUACGCAGACGAAGUGAAAUGCGUCAGUUGGGUGCAAGUUUUAGCGUCUCUGCCGGGUAUAUGGACUCAGACAUUCUGUGAGAGCAUACGGCCGACCGAAGCGGGCAUGUUGCAUCGGUGCGACUGCAGCAUCACACCACACACGGCCAUAUAUCUGGACCUGAGUUCUGUUACAACUACGACGGAAGCGACCACUAUGGAGACGACUGAAGACUUAACGAUUACAGAUACAAUAGAUUUAACGACCACUACAGAUGUUACGCCUGAGUUGACGGAGAUAGAAUUACGAAUUUUGUUAAUAAUAGAAGAAAUCAAAGAGCUGCUUGGUAAAGGCGAUUCUAUAUACAUUAUUGACGUUGACGAUAUAUUGGACGAGAUCAACGAUCUUCUGGGAAUUGAGGAGGACGUGGUAUUCCCUGGUGAAUUGCUUACAUUGCUCGAUGACCUCGGUACUAGAAUACACUUGAAUGGUACUCUAACGGACAUGAUAGUGAAGGACAACAUUGCUUUCUUGGCAGCGGAUGUUGGCCAUUUUAAUCCUGUGAUCGGACUGAGGGUGGCUACCAGGGAAGUGGAAGCUUUCAUGACAGAAGCAUUUGAGUUCCUCGUGGAUGUCAACAUAUCGCAUUUACUUGCUAAACGGACUGAAGCCGUUGUGGAUCUACCAAGGUCUGUGCUGGAUUCUCCUAGACGUAUCAGUUUUGUGGUGUUCCUCACUAACCGCGCCUUUCAAUACGAAGGUGCAAACGUCAUCAACAGCCGGGUGAUCAGCAUCAAUGUUGUUAACUUGACACAAUUCGACAAUGAGGUAGUGAAACUACAUUUUAGGCCAAUGGAAGAACCGGAAAGGGAAACGAAACGUUCCUGUGGUUAUUGGCAGUUCCAGCCGGAUGGUUCCGGGUAUUGGUCGCAAGAAGGAUGCAUCUUUGUCUCCUCAACUAGUUCAUUCCUUCUGGAUACAUGUCUAUGCGACCAUCUCACCCAUUUUGCUGAAAUAUUAAUACCACGACCCAGGUUCUCGGAGUCUGACGAAAGAAUAUUAGAAUUAUUAUCUAUAAUUGGUUGUGGCUUAUCAAUCUUUGGUGUCACCUUGAUUGCGACCACUGCUUUCUUGUUUAAUACCUGGCGUUCAGUAUUUCGCAAUCGUAUGUGGCUUCAGUUAUGUGUUGCAUUAUUGAUUCUUUCGCUUUGUUUUUUAUUAGUGGCGUUUGUUAAAUACGAUCAAUACAGCUUUUCAUGUUUGGUCACUGGAGUUGUUUUGCAUUACUCCCUGUUGGCAUCGUUCUGUUGGAUGUUGGUGGUUGCCAUAAUUGCUUAUUUCGACAUGGUUGCAGUUCAAUACACCAUUGCAAAUUUUAGUAGUAUACCCAAUAAAUUACUAAUAACAUCAGGUUUUUCUUGGGCAGCCCCCGCAGUCGUUAUUGCUAUACUCCUUCUAAUUUCUCCAAAGUCUUACGUGAGACGUUUCGAAGAGAUGGCUCCUAGUGGCAGUUUCUGCUAUCCUUCGGGACUUGCUUUGUGGUUGUCAGUUUACGCGCCCAUUGCAAUUAUAUUGGUGGUUAAUUUCCUUGUAUUUAUAUAUACAAUUGGGCAUGUAACUUGGAGUAUGCGUAAUAGAAAUUUGGGAAAACAAAAGAUGGAUAGUAUGCAGGAAGCAAUAAGAUGUGCUAGAAUCGGGCUCGUUCUUAUGUUUUUGUUCGGUUUGCCGUGGAUAUUUGGACUGUUCGCGUACAAAGUGAUUUGUGCAUAUGUUUUUACUGUCACCGUGACAACUCAAGGAUUCCUCCUGUUUCUAUUUAUUGUAUGUGGUAAUAAUGAUACUAGAAAUAUGUGGUAUAAUAAGAUCAAAUUUACAACUAAAUAUAGGCGGCGAUAUUCACAGCGUACUAUGCAAAGUGAAAAUCCAUAUUAAUAUUUUAAAGCCAGUUGGAAUUUUGCAACCAGAAUUGGACUAGGUACUAAUAUAUUAUUUAUUUAAAAACUACAUAAUAAGAUAUAUGUACAUAAUGUGUAAAUAGCAUGUAGUAAUUAUUUAGGCUAAGAUUAACUUCGAGGAACGAAUAGCUCUGUUUUUAUUUUUUAUUAAUUGUAAUCAUUUUCAUUUGUUUAUAAAUAUAUUUUAAUGAAAUACUACGUUAUAUAUAAUAUACCAUGAUUCAUUUUAUUUCAAUUAAAUUUAUUUACCUUUAGGCAGUUGUGCUCAAUGAAUUUAAUAAAAAAAAAAAAUUGCAUUACAUUUGUAACAUAGAUUGUUUACAAUAAUAGUACUCGUAAAGCAUCUAUAUGUAUAUAUAUAAAUUAACUAUAAUACUAUAUAAACUACUUAUAAAAACUGCUUAUUUUAAUGUACGGAUUUUAUAUUAAAAAAUAAAACUUCUUCACUGAGUAGCAAGAUUUUUAAAAAACAAAUUUAUGUAAAGACAUAUGACAUUUGAGGUUAAAUCAGCUGUAAGAUUUUGUUCCAAAUCACAUCCAUAUAUAAAUAAAUUUACCUAUAUAAAUUGAAAAUGUUGUACCUAUAUUCAAAUAAUAAGUCUACGAUUUCAUGGAAGGUGUUCAGUACGUGGUCAUGGCUGGAAAGAAGCCAUAUAGUAUAUUUAAAAAAAGAAAAAGAAUGAUUUGAAUUUUUGCAUACCAUUCUUGUAUCUCUUUGUGUUUUUUUUUGUAACCAUAAUUUUGUUAUGUAAAUAAAUAUAAAAGACACUAGUGGAACUAUAAAAGUGGUAUCAUUUUGGAGUACGUCGUCUAGUACGAAGAAGUACAGUAUAUUAUAUUGUAAGAGUGUACUGUAAAUUCAAUGGAAAAAUAGGGAUUAACAUGUCAUAUUUAUUUUAUAUACAUUGUAUUAGUCCAAUCAUGUCUAUAGGGGACGGUUACCGCUUUUCCAUCAGAUGGACGUCAGCUUGUUUGCCAUUUUAAGUUGCAUAAAAAAUUUAAAAAACAAGAAGUUGUGGACUAUCUUUCUAAGUUAUUUUCAAAUGCUUUAUUCUCAAAUGAUAUAGUUACUUUGUCUGUACUAUCGUAAGCAAUUGUAAUCUGGUAAUAAUAUUUUAUAGUAGAAGGAUUAUUGUACCUUAUUCAUAACGCCUGCCAUAUUUAUCAACAAUAAUUCACCAAAUUACAUCAUUAGUAUUCCA